Python bivittatus (Burmese python) is the source of this 6032-nucleotide messenger RNA. NCBI's taxonomy places the organism in Eukaryota, Metazoa, Chordata, Lepidosauria, Squamata, Pythonidae. The record is from RefSeq and is a predicted model, not a curated record.
UCCUUCUUUUGAGCAUUGUAUCAGAACAUUGGAAUUGGUAUUCGGAAAGCCCCACAGCACUGGUAACUCUGAACGGAUUCAGCUCUCAGGAAUGUACAAUGUUAGAAAAGGGAAAAUGCAUUUGCCAGUCAACAGAUGGACAAGACGCCAAGUUAUCCUUUGCGGGACGUGCCUAAUAGUGUCAUCAGUGAAAGAGAGCCAGACCGGAAAAAUGCAUGUGCUCCCCUUAAUUGGUGGAAAGGUAGAAGAAGUUAAAAAACACCAGCACUGUUUAGCAUUUAGUUCCUCUGGACCUCAGAGUCAGAGUUAUUACAUCUGCUUUGACACUUUCACUGAGUACCUACGGUGGCUUCGACAAGCUUCAAAAAUUGCAUCCCAGCGAAUAAGCUCAGUGGAUCUCUCAUGUUGCAGCCUGGAGGAUAUGCCUGUCAAUCUUUUCUAUAGCCAGGACCUCACUCAUCUCAAUUUGAAGCAAAAUUUCCUGAGGCUGAACCCUAGCUCAUCAAUGGUCAGAGGACUUGACGACCUACAAAGAUUCAAUAAGUUGAGGAGCUUAAACCUUUCCAACAAUCAUUUAGGAGACUUCCCUUUGGCGGUGUGCAGCAUUCCAACCUUAACUGAGCUCAAUGUGUCCUGCAAUGCACUCAGAAGUAUACCAGCAGCUGUUGGAGAUAUGAACAAUUUACAGACCUUCUUGUUGGAUGGGAACUUCCUCCAGAGCCUUCCAGCUGAAUUGGAAAGGAUGCAUCAGCUUAGUUAUUUGGGCCUCUCUUUCAAUGAAUUCAGUGACGUUCCUGAAGUCCUGGAGAAACUGACUGCCAUGGACAAACUCUGUAUGUCUGGAAAUUGUAUGGAGAUGCUUAGCUUGCCAAUACUAAGGAGAAUGCCGCACAUAAAGCAUAUAGAUCUAAGGUUAAAUGUGAUUAGACGGUUGACUGGAGAUGAGAGUGACUUCCUACAUCAUGUGACCCAGCUUGAUCUUCGAGAUAAUAAACUAGGGGAGCUAGAUGCAACCAUCUUCAAUAAUGUUGAAAUACUACACUGUGAAAGAAACCAGCUGGUAACCCUCAAAAUCAGUGGAUAUUUGCUUAAAGCUCUCUAUGCCACUUCAAAUGAACUUGUUCACCUUGAUGUGUAUCCAGUUCCAAAUUAUCUAACUUACAUGGAUGUUUCUAGAAACCACCUGGAGAGCCUUCCAGAGUGGGUUUGUGAUAGCCGAAAGUUAGAAGUACUGGAUCUGGGCCACAAUCACAUACGUGAACUUCCUGCUCGGUUAUUUUGCAAUAUCAGCUUGCGAAAAUUACUUGCUGGACACAAUCAGUUGGCAAGGCUACCAGAGAGGAUUGAACGAACUCAUGUGGAAGUCCUGGAUGUGCAACAUAACCUACUUGUGGAGCUGCCAUCUAAUUUGCUGCUAAAAGCUGACAGCUUAAGGUACUUGAAUGCUUCUGCCAACAAACUGGAAAUGUUACCUCCAGCCACUCUUUCAGAGGAGACCCACAGUAUUUUACAAGAACUGUAUUUGACCAACAAUCACCUCACAGAUAAAAGUGUGCCCUUGUUAACCGGUCAUCCUCACCUGAAGAUACUACAUAUGGCCUACAAUCGCUUGCAGAGCUUUCCUGCAAGUAAAAUGGCCAAACUUGAAGAGUUGGAAGAAAUCGAUGUUAGCGGAAAUAAGCUGAAGUCCAUUCCAACGACUAUCAUGAACUGUCGCCGGAUGCAUACUGUGAUUGCGCACUCCAAUUGCAUCGAAGUCUUUCCAGAAGUCAUGCAACUUGGCGAGAUCAAGUGUGUGGACCUGAGCUGUAAUGAGCUGAGUGAAAUCACGUUACCUGAAACCUUGCCUCUGAAGCUGCAGGAACUAGACCUGACUGGAAACCCCAGACUCGUUCUGGAUCACAAAACCUUGGAGCUGCUGAAUAAUAUUCGUUGUUUCAAGAUCGACCAGCCUUCUGCCGGAGAUGCAUCUGGAGCCCCAGCGGUGUGGAGCCACGGUUACACUGAGGCAUCUGGAGUUAAGAAUAAGCUGUGUGUGGCCGCUCUUUCUGCCAAUAACUUCUGUGAGAACAGGGAGGCUCUCUAUGGGGUCUUUGACGGAGACCGCAAUGUGGAAAUACCUUACCUUCUACAAUGUACGAUGAGUGAUAUCUUGGCAGAAGAGUUGCAGAAAACCAAGAACGAAGAGGAAUACAUGAUCAACACUUUCAUUGUAAUGCAGAGGAAGCUUGGAACUGCUGGGCAGAAACUUGGAGGCUCUGCUGUCCUUUGCCACAUCAAACAUGACCCAUUAGAUCCAGGUGGAUGCUUCACAUUAACCUCAGCCAAUGUGGGGAAGUGCCAAUCUGUUCUCUGCAGGAACGGGAAGCCCCUGCCUUUGUCUAGAUCUUACAUGAUGAGCUGUGAGGAAGAGCUAAGGAGGAUCAAGCAGCACAAGGCUAUUAUUACAGAAGAUGGCAAAGUGAACGGUGUAACAGACUCGACAAGGAUUUUGGGAUAUACCUUCCUUCACCCAAGUGUUGUUCCACGCCCCCAUGUGCAGUCCAUUACUUUGACUCCUCAGGAUGAAUUCUUCAUUCUGGGCAGCAAAGGCCUGUGGGACAGUCUCUCCAUUGAUGAAGCUGUGGAGGCUGUCAGGAAUGUGCCUGAUGCCCUGGGAGCUGCCAAGAAACUUUGCACGUUGGCUCAGAGUUAUGGCUGCAAUGAUAGCCUCAGUGCUGUGGUGGUUCAACUCAAUGUAACUGAGGAUAGCUUCUGCUGCUGUGAGCUAAAUGGGGUCCCUCCUCCCAGCCCGGGCAGCUUCCCCCAGUCUGUCAAUGUAGUAAUUAAAGAUAAGCCUUCUGAUGCUUUGGGGAUGCCUUCGUCUAGCAGCGGCAUGGCGUCUGAGAUCAGCAGUGAGAUCUCCACUUCGGAAAUGAGCAGCGAGGUUGGAUCGACAGCCUCUGAUGAGCCACCUCAGGUAACCAUGAAUGAAAACAGCCCUGCUUACCCUAAUGAACAGCGCUGUAUGCUCCACCCAGUUUGCCUCUCCAACUCUUUCCAAAGACAGCUCUCCAGCGCCACAUUUUCCAGCGCUUUUUCAGACAAUGGCCUUGAUAGUGAUGAUGAGGAACCAAUCGAAGGGGUCUUCUCUAAUGGCAGCAGAGUAGAAGUGGAAGUGGACAUCCACUGUGGUCGGGCAAAGGAGAAGCAGUUACUGCUGCAGGCGCCUGUGGAGAUCAGCGAUGAAGGCAUUGUCAUCAGUGCAAAUGAAGAAGAGACGUGCCUCCUUCGAAAGGCUGACACUUCUUCCACUGGCACCAUCGGGCGCCGCCGAGGCAAUGGUUCAGUGGCUCCUCAGGAGAGGAGCCACAAUCUGAUUGAAGUAGCCGCUGAUGCACCACUCAGGAAAACGGGGGGCUAUUUUGCCGCUCCAGCUCAGCCUGAUCCAGAUGAUCAGUUCAUCAUCCCACCAGAGCUUGAGGAGGAGGUGAAGGAGAUAAUGAAGCAACAUCACGAGCAACAACAACAGCAGCAGCAGCAGCAGCAGCAGCAACGUCAAUAUCAGAUGGACCAGCUGCCAGAUUAUUAUGACACACCACUAUGACGCAGCUUUGUGAAACAAGCUAACAAGACAUUAAGAGCUGGAAGCUCCUUAGGUUUGUAUUACACUAAUGGGGUGGGGAAGAAAGAAAGCUUUUGUUCUACUUUCUCUUCCAGAUCCUUCCCUUUAACUGAAAAAGUGCAGCUGCUUCUUGUUCGUUAGCUGUAAUGAUCACCAACUCCCCCCCCCCUUUUCUAGUGAUGCUUCACUGGUUAGAAAUUAAUCUAGGUUAACUCUUCCCCUUCCUUAACAUAUCAGAUGUGUAAAAAAAGUGGAGAAAAAUUAAAAUACAAAAGGUUUAAUAUAUUGCAAAGAAAACUGAUGACGACGUUGAUGUAAUAUUUUUUAAAAUUGUUCUUUUUUUUUUUUCCUUGUCUAUUUGGAAAACAGGGCAGUAUUGCCAGUGCUAAAUGAUUAAGUAAUAUUGUAAUACUGUAUUUCUUUGAGAGAAAAAAAAAGGCUUUUUUGGUCUUGAAAAUGGAUAGACAUUUGUAGAAUUAUGGAGACUAACUCCUAGGAGUUGCUUUUACUCUUUCAGGUGACUUUAAGUCACUGAGAUUCACUAAUUUUCUCUGAGAGAACAGCUGAUUGGGAAAUUCCUGUAAAUAACUCAGUGUUGUAUAGUGAAGCUUCACAUGUUUUGUAGACUUGGCAGGAGGGCACAGCCUAGUAAACUGACAUUAUACCCCCCACCUCUUUCCAUUUACACCCCAGGAGCUUUCGCAUGUGUGUCAAAGCUACCACUGAUGCAACCACAUCGGGAGGGUAGGAAAAUCCUAUCAAUGUAUUGCCCUCUCAGCGGGUGAGGUGAUGAAAUGUGUGGGGCCCUGGUGACCUCCUGUGUCUGUACCACCAUAUCCAGUCGCCAUUUGAUUUGGCUGGGCCCAAGUCAGUGGGGGGACUGUGUUCACGUGUGAAGUUGCCCACAAGUUAUGGAAUCUUCGGACGCUGAUCCAUAUAAAGCUAGCAGGAGCAGCUAUAACAAGCUGUGUAGAAUUCAGUGGGUAUUGGGCUAGAGACCCCUGUGUUAAUUUUUUCAGUCUUUACCAUUAACUUUUUUGGCACAUUUUUGUGUGUUCCUCCCUGCUGCCACAACCAGCAUGAUUGUAUAGAGUUCAUUUACUGUAGAUCAUUUACAUACCAAGAGUUAUAUUAAAGAAGAAUGCACAAAUGAACAUGUCAUAAUUUUUGUUAUAAUAAAUAUAAAAAUUUACAAAUACUUGCAGCCUUCUGUUAUGUCUAUGCAAACACACAUAUGCAUGUAUAUACUCUGCAGGCUUGAUAGUGAAAAGUUCAGGUUCUCACAUUUUUUAUCACAAUAGUUGCUGAUAAACUACAUUAACAUUGCCCUGUCCUGCAUAUUAAAAAAUUCCCAUAUUGGAAUGAAGGAAAGAUACUCUGUUUAAUUUCAAGAGGAUGAGUGAAGAAGGUAGUAUGUUGCUAUCAAGAAGAAAUUGUGGAAAUUGCUAGUUGCCAAAGCACUGUAGUGGUGAAAAUACCAAAGUAGAUGGUGGAAGAACUGUGUUCAAAUCUGCACUGAGCAGUGAAGCUCACUUAAUGAUCUUGGGUCCGUUGGUAGCAUUUAGCCGUUGCUAACAUACACAAGUUCUAGUGGAGAGUGAAUGGGUCAGGAGCCUUGAGCUUCUUGGGGGAAAAGCUGGAUAUAAACAAAGUAAGUUGUGGAAUGAAUGUUUAGUUGCAUAGGAAGGAUUGAAUGAAAGUGUGGACUUUUUUUCAAAUUUGUGCUCAACAUCCAGUUUUACUUUGUUCCCAGCUUUACCACAUGAGAUAUGCAAGACUUAAUGGAACAAGCCUGGAACUUUGGAGUGGGUGGGAAGGGAUCAAAACAUUUUGUAAAAGACAGAUACCAGUUUUCCAUGGUGGGGAAGACGACUCUAGUUAAUUGAGCUGAGUGGUCAAUGGGAAUAAUGCACAUAAGAUCUGAAAUAAACCCAAUUAUCAGGAAAAAAAAUUUUUUUUAAUUUUUUGAAGAAUACUAUUUUGGCUUGUUUCACAGUGGAGAAUUCUUGAAAAGUCAUUUUCCUGGUCCUGGAAUUUUAAUUUCAUUCUUCAUAUAUUCAGAAGUCCUAAAUUGGAACCCCACACUAGAAUUUCAUGUCAUUGUACCUUAUUUGUCCCCAACCAUUGUGAUUUCUUUUCACCUUUGUUAUUGCUAUUAAUAUACAGAGGAUAAGUAAAAAACAAAGAACAAAAACAUAAAACCAAAUAAAAUCACAAAAAAAUAGAAGAAAUUAUAUAGAAUGCAUACAUAAUAGAGUAUAAUACAUAGAACAUGUGCAUAUGAAAAUAACUUGGUUUGUAAACAAUAACCACAUAGAUACUAGCCCAUUUUCCUCCAUAUCAAUAUGAAUGAUUUCAUAGGUGGAAAGUGAUCAUAUCUCAUCAAAUGUUUUAAAUCAAACAGGUAUAGGUGGUCCUCAUUUAACAA